CAUAAAACCAGUAGAAGGAGAAGAAGAAGAAGUAAUGAAUACGUGUGCGCCGGAGGUGCGCGCGCGCGUGACGUCACGGCUGUACCUGAGUUUCGGUGGACGGUGAAACUUUGUAGCAGAGAUUGAAACACACGAGAAACUCGCUUCUCGCGCUUUUCUCACGCACCCACGGGGAGGCUGCGAGCGCAUUGUCCGGUUAACGACCGGUUCUCGAGCACUUAACGCGGAUUCAUCGAGAGAUCCGCGCGUUUUGGCGGUCAAGGCCUCAGGAUUGCUGGGUUUUCCUGCUUUGACGCUUCCUGAAACACUCAGAAGGCCGUGAUGUCCUCUCACCCGCGGCGUGUGCGGCUCAAGCCCUGGCUGGUGUCUCAGGUGGACACCGGGACGUUUCCGGGUCUGGUGUGGCUGGACCGCGAGGCCAAACGCUUCCAGAUCCCCUGGAAACACGCCACGCGCCACACGCCGCAGCAGGAGGAGGAGAACACCAUCUUUAAGGCCUGGGCCGUGGAGACGGGGAAGUAUCAGGAGGGCGUGGACGAGCCGGAUCCGGCCAAAUGGAAAGCUCAGCUGAGGUGCGCCCUCAACAAGAGCCGAGAGUUCAACCUCAUCUACGACGGGACCAAAGAGGUUCCCAUGAAACCGCUGAAGAUCUACGACGUGUGUGACAUCCCCCAGACCUCCAGCAACCCCGGUUCGGUUCCCACGUACGAGUCUGACGGUGAUGAAGACGAUGUUCCUGACACCCCCGAGCCUCCUCCUCCUCCGUAUCCACCUCACGGCAUGAGCUCGUCUCCUCUGGGGCCGGUCUGGACUCCUCCGGGCUCCGUGUCCCCCAUGCAGCCGCCCAGCUGUCCCCCUCCCUCUGCUCCUCCCUCGGUGGAGGUGUGGCCCAAGAAGGAGCCGCAGGACGUGGAGAUGCAGCCUCCGCCCAUGGAGCUGCAGACGCAAACCCCGCUGGAGGCCAUGUUCGCCACGCCGGAGACCUGGAUCAGCUCGCUGCCCAUGACGGACCUGGAGGUGCAGUUCUACUACCGCGGUAAGGAGGUGUGUCCUCCGGUGACCGUCAGUAACCCGCAGGGCUGUCGUCUGUUCUACGGCGAUCUGGGGCCCAUCGUCAACCAGGAGGAGCUGUUCGGCCCCGUCAGUCUGGAGCAGGUGCGCUUCCCCUCCACCGAACACAUCACCAACGACAAGCAGCGCGUGUUCACCAGCCGCCUGCUGGACGUCAUGGACCGCGGCCUCAUCCUGGAGGUGAGCGGACACGACAUCUACGCCGUGCGUCUGUGUCAGUGUAAGGUGUACUGGUCCGGCCCCUGCGCACCCAACCCCAACACCCCCAACCUGAUCGAGCGCCAGCACAGGGUCAAGCUCUUCUGCCUCGAGUCCUUCCUCAGCGGCGUGGUGGCUCACCAGCGCGGGAUGCUGUCGUCCGAGUCUCCGCUCUACGACAUUCAUCUGUGUUUCGGAGAGGAGUGGCCUGACGGCAGACCCCGUGAACGCAAGCUCAUCAUGGUGCAGGUGGUGCCGGUGGUGGCGCGGAUGAUCAGCGAGAUGUUCUCGGGCGACUGCACGCGCUCCUUCGACAGCGGCAGCGUGCGGCUGCAGAUCUCCAUCCCGGACAUCAAGGACAACAUCGUGACGCACCUGAAGCAGCUGUACCGGCUCCUGCAGACGCACCAGGGCCAGGACAACUGGCCUCUUCCUCCCAGCAUGCAGCUGUCGCAGACGCAGCACUGACACAGCUCCGCUUUUACUGCAGACGCAUCCUACACUCUCGUGUGAUUUUAACCGCAGCAUGUGUCUGACGUCCGGUCAUGUAGAUUUAUGUAUUAAUGUAUGGAUUUAUCACAAUAAAAGAGAAAAACACCAA
Messenger RNA from Carassius gibelio (silver crucian carp), 1870 nucleotides. Its product is annotated as interferon regulatory factor 6-like. The transcript is spliced from 8 exons. NCBI's taxonomy places the organism in Eukaryota, Metazoa, Chordata, Actinopteri, Cypriniformes, Cyprinidae. Bases 322 to 1737 code for a protein of 471 amino acids. The record is from RefSeq and is a predicted model, not a curated record. Gene Ontology annotation, biological process: immune system process; regulation of transcription by RNA polymerase II. Gene Ontology annotation, cellular component: nucleus. Gene Ontology annotation, molecular function: RNA polymerase II cis-regulatory region sequence-specific DNA binding; DNA-binding transcription factor activity, RNA polymerase II-specific; protein binding.